Closterium sp. NIES-65 is the source of this 672-nucleotide messenger RNA. The record is from the annotation of a GenBank genome assembly. NCBI's taxonomy places the organism in Eukaryota, Viridiplantae, Streptophyta, Zygnematophyceae, Desmidiales, Closteriaceae.
AUGCUGCCUCCGUGGUCUGCUCCUGAUCCGCGCCCGGACUCGGCUCCUCAACCUUCGACUGUGCAACCCGUGGGGUGGCAGAGGGUGAAGUUGAGCCGCCGCCAAAGGCAGCGGCAGAACCGCCAGCAGGCACCGGGCCUGCCACCGUCUCUGCUGCAGACGCAGCAGCAGCAGCUACCUCAGGCACCGUUGCAGCCGCCAUCCUGGUCAAUACCAGCCCCGCCGUCUUUCCAUCGGAAAUUGUAUGGCGGCCCCUCUGUGCCGCGUCCAUGGGAGCCAGUGACGCCUCCCGCACAGCCUCCCCCUGCCGUGGUUCCUGGUGAGCCCCCAAUUCGUGUCAAGCAGUGCGUGAUGCACGUUGGGACGUGCAUGACGCUGCUCUCGUACGUGCUCGACCAGCUUCACGUGACCCUGGUGCAGCAGGAGGUGCAGAUCAAGGCGAUGCAGCCGGCGGAGCAGGCAGCGAUGGUGGCGGUAGCGGAGGAGUUGCAGCAUUACCUCCCCCUGAUUGGCUUUGUGCCAGGCUCCCGUGGGGCUGCCCUCACGCCUGGCCCUGGAGCUUUGGCGCGGCUUGCUGAUUCUGCCCAGGAGGACCCGCUCGACCUUGCAGCAGCAGCCGCGUCCGUCCUACCCUGGCUGGAUGGGAGGCUGUGUUGGAUCCUUGUUGAGUAG